This is a messenger RNA of Poecile atricapillus (Black-capped chickadee), 966 nucleotides long. RefSeq lists its product as uncharacterized. The coding region runs from base 1 to 966 and encodes 321 amino acids. The transcript is spliced from 9 exons. The record is from RefSeq and is a predicted model, not a curated record. Lineage: Eukaryota; Metazoa; Chordata; Aves; Passeriformes; Paridae.
AUGCAGAGGAGGCGAUUGAAGCAGCUGGUGAAGAAGGGACAGCUGUGGAAGUUCGCUGAGGUCCUGCUGGCACAGGACGAGAGCCGAGCGGCCGAGCAGCUGCGCCGGGCAUUGCCAUAUCUGGAUAGCCCGCAGGAGCCCCUGCGAGAGGCGGCCGUCAAGUUCAUCGGGAUCGCAGGGCGGUACUUGAGGAAGCAACAGGAAGAGACCCAGCUCAUCUACAAGGCCCUUCAGGACCUGACCGAUGACAUCAGCCCUGCCGUCUCAAGCUUGGCACUUGAAACCGUGCAACUCUUAGCUGCACAGAGAGCUCCAUACUCUCCAGGUUUCAGAAGGUGCAAGACCACUUCCAGAAGAGUGGGGGGUAGGAAGCCUCUUUUGUGGGGCAGUUUGUGCUGCCACGCUGCUGUGGCCGAGGCCCCCCUGGCACAGAGGUCGGGGCCCACAGAGGCCUCUUGGAAAACACUGCUUUGUGUGGCCAAGUUCAUGCAGAGGAGGCGAUUGAAGCAGCUGGUGAAGAAGGGACAGCUGUGGAAGUUCGCUGAGGUCCUGCUGGCACAGGACGAGAGCCGAGCGGCCGAGCAGCUGCGCCGGGCAUUGCCAUAUCUGGAUAGCCCGCAGGAGCCCCUGCGAGAGGCGGCCGUCAAGUUCAUCGGGAUCGCAGGGCGGUACUUGAGGAAGCAACAGGAAGAGACCCAGCUCAUCUACAAGGCCCUUCAGGACCUGACCGAUGACAUCAGCCCUGCCGUCUCAAGCUUGGCACUUGAAACCGUGCAACUCUUAGCUGCACAGAGAGCUCCAUACUCUCCAGGUUUCAGAAGGUGCAAGACCACUUCCAGAAGAGUGGGGGGUAGGAAGCCUCUUUUGUGGGGCAGUUUGUGCUGUGAACAACUAAUCCCAGGAGCUCCAUCUUGCUCAGGCCACCUGAGCCUGCAGGGAAGACCUCAUCUGGGCAUGGAAAUAUGA